GUUCUCGUGCUGAGCUUUAGAUCUGCUGUUCUGAGUUUUCUUGGAAAACAUUUUUCAUCACUCUUUAGGAGGGAAGAUUAGCACUGAGCUGUCAGUAGAUGUGAGUGUAAUUAAAUCAGGUGCUGAUUAGAGUCAGGCUCUUCCUCUUAAGGCUGUUUUCAGGAGUUUGGGUUAUAUAUACUUGAAGCCGGAGGUUCUGCUGGUAUCUGAGAUCAUGCUGUCUAAACACAGCAGCAGAAGCUCCCUGAGAGCCAGUCUGAACAGCCUGAGGCUGCUGUUCGAGUCCCCGCUGGAGAAGUCGGUGCAGUCGGUGGCGGGCGGGGACGAAACCGAGCGCCGGAGAGCCGAUACCGUCUCUACCGACGGAAGAACCGACGCAACCGAGACACGAGAGGACAUCUCAGCGCUCGAAAGCGAGGACAGCGUCUCUGUGAGCGAGACUCGGGAUGCCGUGUCCAAGUGUUCGAGUCUACCCGACAUCGGAACCCCCAACCCCGCGAGAGAUUUAGAGUCAGAGGCAGAUUUAGAGUCAGAGUCAGACAGAACCGAGAGCAGAAACCAAGACCUUAUCUUAACCCCACCCACCAAGGAACGCUGCGCGUGCGAAUGUUCUGGACCUUUAGGAAUGGAAGGAGGAAUCAUCUCUAAUCAGCAGAUAACGGCCUCCUCCACCCUGCACGCGCUGUUCGGGCUGCAGAAGUGGCACGCGCACCUCGCCCGACUGAACCGUAGAGGACUGAUCAACGCCUGGAGUCCGGCGGAGAGCGACCGCGCGCCCUGGCUUCAGGUGAAUCUGGAGAGGAGGUUGAGGGUGACGGGACUGAUCACUCAGGGGGCCAAACGAAUCGGGAGUCCUGAGUUUGUGAAGUCAUAUAAAGUGGCGUACAGCGACGACGGCAAAACCUGGAGCACAGUUAAACUCAAGAACACGGAGGAGGACAUGAUUUUCACUGGAAACACUGAUAAUAACAGUCCUGCUGAGAGUCACUUCAGUCCUCCAAUAGAGGCUCAGUACAUCCGCAUUUACCCACAAUCCUGCAGGAAGCACUGCACGCUGAGGGCGGAGCUACUCGGCUGUGAGCUCACAGGAUGCUCAGAGCCAAUGGGAAUGAAGACGGGACACAUUCAGGACGAUCAGAUCAGCUCCUCCAGCGUUCAUCAAACUCUCAACAUCAACAUGUUUUCCUGGCAGCCCAGCAAAGCCAGACUGGAUAAACAGGGGAAGGUGAACGCCUGGACCCCCGCCCAGAACGACCAAUCCCAGUGGCUCCAGGUCGACCUGCUGCUUCCCACCAAAGUUACAGGAAUCAUCACGCAGGGAGCGAAAGACUUCGGACACGUUCAGUUCGUCGGAUCCUUUAAACUGGGAUUCAGUAACGACGGAGAGAAAUGGAGCAUUUACCAGGAUGAGUCCCAACAUAGAGACAAGAUCUUUCAGGGUAAUUCUGAUAAUGAAACUCACAGGAAGAAUGUAAUAGAUCCUCCCAUCUACGCUCGGUUCCUCCGGAUCAUUCCGUGGUCGUGGUACGGCCGGAUCACCAUGAGAGCAGAACUGCUGGGCUGUUCUGAGGAGUAAACCGGACGGAACCACUGAGACUGUUUUUACUGUUAAUAAUCACUUAUUAAUAUUAUCAGAUUAUGCUUUCCACAGGCUGCUGUUUGCUGUAUAUGUGUUAAAAUAGAGUUUUCAGAAGAUAAUAAAAUAUUUUAGGGUUAGUUUAAGAGAUUUUUGCUGCUUAAUAACAAAUCCUAAAAACAACAACAACAAAAUACAGUAUGUUAGAGUUCAGAUAUUUUUUGUAGAGAACUAUGAAACACAACUUCUAAUAAAAUAUUCAGUAUUUUUGUCCAAACUUUCACACAAUGUAUAACUGCAAAUAAUACUAAUUAUCAAUUUAAUAUAAUUAAAUAUCAUUCAUUUCAUGUUUUAAACAUUUCAACUCCACAAAUUGCAGUCAUUUUUAUUGCCGUCCUAAAAUAUAGAAUAGAUUUAAUAUUAAACAGUAUUAAAGUUGAGGAGCAGUAGCUGUAGCUAAAUAACAUUUGCUGAACUGAGGAAUAUCUGUGAUAUUUGAUUAUGGAUAUUAUGAGAGUUUCAGUAGCUCAGGUCUAUUAGAUGUUUAAUUAGAGCAGCGCAGAGGAAAUCUGUAAAUUUCCGUUUAAACACAUAUAAAGUUCUUAUUCUUCAUACUUGAUAUUCUGUUUUAAUUUAUUUACUAUUUAUUUACUCUUGAUUUUACAAAGAUAAUGUAUUCAAGCUGAUUAUUGGCUGAAUUUCUGCACUUAUUACUAAUCAAAUCUGAUCUGAUCAUUACAGUUAAUCACAAUUACACACAAAUAACACUAACCAAAUAACACACACACACACAGAAACACACACACUCAAACACACACACACACAGUAUGUAUUAAGUGCAGGCUAGAAAAAGUGGUGAAAGUGACGUCAGCACCAGUACUGAAUUGUGUUUAGAUAUUUCAGUUUUUUAUAAAUGCAGAAUAAAUGUUAUAAAUGCAGAAAUCCUGAUAUUUCCAAAAGAUUUACUUUUUUGUAAUAAACAAGCUUUACUGUCCUGUUCUUUUUUGAGUUUAUUACAAUAAAAAUAAGAACUUUAAGAACUUAAGAGUAAUAUUAUUUUGAGAACAACAAAGAGAACAACACAGAGAACCACCCUGAGAAUUGAGGCUAAACACACAAGACCAGACAAAAGAACCAUGAACAAAAUAUACAAACUCAGACAAAGAACACGUAGGGAAGAUGACGAGAUGUUAUUUUAUUUAAAAACUACGCCGCUCCUCUCUGCCUGUGGCACACAGCUGAGAUUAUUAUACGCUCUGAUGGGAAAAUUCCAGAAGAAGAACAGACUA
Messenger RNA from Astyanax mexicanus (Mexican tetra), 2865 nucleotides. It is a transcript of the gene edil3b, whose product is annotated as EGF-like repeats and discoidin I-like domains 3b. Gene Ontology annotation, molecular function: calcium ion binding. The record is from RefSeq and is a predicted model, not a curated record. The coding region runs from base 215 to 1576 and encodes 453 amino acids. Lineage: Eukaryota; Metazoa; Chordata; Actinopteri; Characiformes; Acestrorhamphidae. The transcript has 7 exons.